UCCACACUCGAUUUCUGCCUCCACAUGUUUCCCCGGCAUGCAUGGAAGAGAAUCUUUCUCUCAUGUAAGGCCCGUCGCUAUUUAUUACCCCUGAACGCUCGUCACUUUCCUUCACCUAUAAGCAGCUCUCCAGCACCCGCCAUUGGAGCUCUGCAACAAGAGACUCCAUUGUUACCGAUAUGUUCAUGUCUUUGAAAUAGGAGUAAAAAGGUCAUCUGAAACUAGGAAAUAGAUAGAUUAAUACAGCUUAUGGGUCGGAGUCCAUGUUGUGAAAAGCAAGGCGUGAACAGAGGAGCCUGGUCCGAUGAGGAAGACCAAAUCCUCACCAACUAUAUCGCCCUCCACGGAGAAGGCAAAUGGAGGAAAGUUGCCCAGAAUGCAGGUCUAAACAGAUGCUUCAAGAGUUGUAGGCUCAGAUGGGUAAAUUACUUGAAACCAGGCAUCAAGAGAGGUGCCAUCUCCCCCGAUGAGGAAGACCUCAUUAUCAGGCUUCAUCGCCUUCUGGGUAAUAGGUGGGCUUUAAUAGCUGCAAGGCUUCCGGGACGAACCGACAACGACAUAAAGAACUAUUGGAACACCACUUUGGUCAAAAAGCUUCAAGCUGCAAGGCCGCACGUCAAGCAUGAUCUCACCUAUGAAGAGAAGGUCGGGUCAUUUGCCAGUAAUGGACUAGUCUUGCAUCAACAGGUGAAUUCACACCUUAAGGUCCUUGGUUUCACUGAGUUCUCUACGUCAAAUGAACCGGACAAGGACCUGGCGAGCACAAUCAACACCGGCGCGAAGAACAGUGAUACUGAAAACCUAAUUCCUUUUCGAGCAGAGGACAGAGAUGACGAUGGCAUGAACUUCUUGCAUGCUGGUGAUGAAGGCUUUGUUUUCGACAUUUCAGAAUUGAAUUCGCCAUUGUGUCAUGAGAAGAUGGAGAUGGAAGAGGAGAAAGAUUUAAUUGGUGUGAACAGUGGGAGCAUUCCUUGUUCAGACGUCUGUGCUUCGUCGUGUUCAAGAGAUGAAGACAAGGUCGAAACUCAGACGACGUAUAAACAUGAAUAUUGUGAUAAACCCACUUUAGACAUGGAGUUGAAGAAGUUGGCUCUUUUUCUCGAAUUGGAAGAUGAGUUUUCUAUAAGCUGGUUUCAAGCAUGAAUCGGUGCUUUGCUGGGGUAGUUUCUUAAUUAAUCGCCUCCACUGAGUUUCGAUAUGUACUUAUCUUGGAUUAUUUUGAUUCGAGUUUUCUAAUUUUCCAUGGAAUAAUAAGAUGAGGGAAAAAAUAAAAUGUGACUAUGGGGUUUGCAUAGAUAAUUCUGGAGCGGGAUUAUAAAACCCCUUUCUUUUACUAUGCUAGAAAAGCUGAUGAAAAUUGGUCACCUUCAAAUAUGAUGGGAAAAGUAUCAAAAAAGUCAUAAGUCUAUUGCAUUGAUACCAUUUUUAUUUUAAAUAUUUUAAAUGGACUGAUUUAGUCGUAAA
Messenger RNA from Rhodamnia argentea, 1464 nucleotides. RefSeq names its product transcription factor WER-like. Gene Ontology annotation, molecular function: transcription cis-regulatory region binding. The record is from RefSeq and is a predicted model, not a curated record. Gene Ontology annotation, biological process: cell differentiation. The coding region runs from base 250 to 1143 and encodes 297 amino acids. Lineage: Eukaryota; Viridiplantae; Streptophyta; Magnoliopsida; Myrtales; Myrtaceae. Gene Ontology annotation, cellular component: nucleus. The transcript has 3 exons.